This is a messenger RNA of Paramecium pentaurelia, 237 nucleotides long. Lineage: Eukaryota; Ciliophora; Oligohymenophorea; Peniculida; Parameciidae. The record is from the annotation of a GenBank genome assembly.
AUGAAAGAAAAAAAUUACUCAUAAAGAGUCAAAAAGAUUAGAAAACUCUCACCAAAAAAGCAUUAAUAAUAAGAUGAUUUAAGUUCUCCAAUAAUAACUAAUGAAGACCUAUUAUCUAAGCAUCAAAGUUUAUGUUCAAGUUUACUGUCGAGUCCUGAAUCAACCAAAUUUGUUCCAGGAAGCAUGUUAGAAUUCUUACUUAACAUAGAAGAAAUUCAUUUCCCUCUCUCUAUUUGA